Molecule: messenger RNA, 687 nt
Organism: Dinoponera quadriceps
Lineage: Eukaryota; Metazoa; Arthropoda; Insecta; Hymenoptera; Formicidae
Product: fatty acid synthase-like
Exons: 4
Biological process (GO): fatty acid biosynthetic process
Molecular function (GO): fatty acid synthase activity
Source: RefSeq, a predicted model, not a curated record
AUAAUUAUAAAAGUACAAGAAAAAGAGGAAAAAUAUUUAGAUGUACCUAUUCUUGCUUUACCGCGUUACUACUGUUCAUCGAAUAGAACGUAUGUUAUCUUAGGAGGAUUGGGUGAUUUCGGUUUGGAAGUAGUAGACUGGUUGGUCACGCAAGAAGCCAAGAACCUCAAUCACACGAUAGAGACCUUCCAGGAACCUUUCAAGAAGAAAGCAUGGGCUACGAAGAACUUAGAGCAAUUAUCAAUAAAAAUCUAUUCACAAUUACGACAUUUCGUCAUCUUUUCUUCUGUAUCGUGCCGUAGAGGCAACGCUGAACAGAGCAAUUACGGUACGGCAUAUCAUGGAAAGAAUCUGCUAGAGGAGAUCACAGGAAGGCUUGAAAGGCUCAACAAUUCAGUGGGGCGCAAUUGGCGAUGUCGGUAUUGUUGCCGAUAUAAACUGUCCGUAGUGGCGAGUAAGGUUGUAGCUGAGAAGCGCUUGGACAUCAGCACGAUUAGUAUUGUUGAUACUGUGGCUAAAAUUAUGGGUUUGAAAGAUAUGAAAAUUGUAUCUAGUUAUACAUGUUUGUCUGAACUGGGGAUGGAUUUAAUGAUGGCAAUGGAAAUUAAACAAACCUUGGAACGAGAGUAUGAUGUCUUCUUCACUUCUCAGGAUAUUCGUAAUCUGUUUUGUGAGACUGUUUGCUGA